GCUCGUUGCAGCGACUGCGGCUGCGCGGCAGAUUCGAAUCGGCGGCGGCUCCUCCACAGCAGCGUAGUGGGGGGGUUCCGGCUGGCUCGCGUCCUCUCGCCAUGGAUAACCCGGAAAAUGUCUUUCAAAUGUUCGAAGCCCAUAUGCAGAGCUACAAGGGCGAUGACCCACUUGGUGAAUGGGAAAGUUAUGUGCGAUGGGUAGAAGAGAAUUUUCCUGAGAAUAAAGAAUACUUGACAACUUUAUUAGAGCAUCUAAUGAAGGAAUUUUUAGAUAAGAAGAGAUACCACAGUGACCCAAGGUUCAUCAAUUAUUGUUUAAAAUUUGCCGAGUACAACAGUGACCUUCAUCAGUUUUUUGAGUUUCUCCACAACCAUGGUGUCGGGAUCCGGUCAGCUCCUCUGUACAUAGCCUGGGCUGGUCAUCUGGAAGGCCAGGGAGAAUGGCAGCAAGCCAGCACUGUUUUUCACAGAGGAAUUCAAAACCAGGCUGAACCUAGAGAGCUGCUGCAACAGCAGUACAGGUUGUUUCAGACACGCCUUGCGGAAACCCAUUUACCGACUCAAGCGAGAAUUUUAGAACCUCUGCAUGAUGCUCAGAUUAUAAACCAAAUGGUAACAUCAAAAUCAAAUCCAGGAAAUAACUCAGCCUGUGUUUCUAAGAAGCAGGGUUCAGAGCUUUCUGGAGUAAUAUCUUCAGCUUGUGAUAAAGAGCCGAAUAUGGAACAGAGGGUGAUCAUGAUUUCUAAAUCAGAAUAUUCUGCACACUCAUCUUUGGCGGCCAAAACUGACAUUCAGCAGGUUGUUAUGUAUUGCAAGGAGAAGCUUAUUUGUGGAGAAUCAGAAUUUUCCUUUGAAGAACUGAGAGCCCAGAAAUACAAUCAGCGGAGGAAACAUGAGCAAUGGGUCCAUGAAGACAGGCAUUAUAUGAAAAGGAAAGAAGCAAAUGCUUUUGAAGAACAACUAUUAAAACAGAAAAUGGAUGAACUUCAUAAGAAAUUGCACCAAGUGGUGGAGCUGUCGCAUGAGAACCCGCCUUCCUCCCAGGACAGGUCUGAGGUUAAUCUAGCACAGGUAGGGCUGCAUGCAGGCUCCCUGCAGGAGCUCGGAGCACCGAGUCUACCAGCUGUCAAUCAGCAGCCAUCAAAGAAUGCAGGAGAGAAACCCAGGGAGGCACCUCCUGUUGUUCCUCUUACAACAAAUGCUGUCACCGCUACUUUGGUGUCCCCAGCCAUCAACCAGAGUGUAGCUCCCCUGGUUCUUCUGACAGCCCAACCAGUGACAGAUACCAUGUUUACAGUGACCGACAAAGCUGCCAGAUGUAUGAAUCGAAGUACUCAUGAAUUCAAGCCACAGAAUGGAGCAGAGAUGAAAGAAGGGUGUGAAACACAUAAGGUUGUUAAUACAAGUUCUUUUCACACCACUCCGAACACAUCAUUGGGACUGGUUCAGGCAACACCAUCCAAAGUGCAGCCAUCCCCCACCGUGCACACAAAAGAAGCAUUAGGUUUCAUCAUGAAUAUGUUUCAGGCUCCUACACUUCCUGAUGUUUCCGAUGACCAAGAUGAAUGGCCAUCUCUAGGUCAAAAUGAAGAUGCUUUUGAAGCCCAGUUUCAAAUUUUUUACUCUGUUGCAGAAAAUGCAAAGUCUUCUGGGGCUUGGGGAGUCAAUAAGAUUAUCUCUUCUUUGUCAUCUGCUUUUCCCGUGUUUGAAGAUGGAAACAAAGAAAAUUAUGGAUUACCACAGCCUAAAAAUAAACCCACAGGAGCCAGGACCUUUGGAGAACGCUCUGUGAGCAGAUUUCCUUCAAAACCAAAUGAAGUACCUCACACAGAAGAAUUUCUGGAUGAUUCAACCGUAUGGGGUCCCCGCUGCAACAAAACCCUGGCACCCAGUCCCAAGGGCCCCGGAGACUUCACGUCUGCUGCACAGCUUGCGUCUACACCCUUCCACAAACUUCCAGUGGAUUCAGUGCACCCUCUAGAAGAUAAAGAAAAUGUGGUAGCAAAACAGUAUACCCACAUGACUUUGGAUUCUUGUGAAAGAAACCUGGUGGAAACCUCGAAAGAAAGAAAGUUCAGUCCUAUUCAAGAGAAAAGUCCAGAACUAGUGUUCCCCACAGAUGUCUCUUCAGCGUCCUUGCUCCGUCUGGGCCAGCCUGCUGCAGCUGUGCUGACCAGCGAGGCAGAGCAGGGCCUCAAGGCUUGUAAACUCACAGACCCCGCUGAUCUUGCCACUGCAGAGGAUCCAACAGAUGCCAGUGCCAGGCUCCAGGCAGAACAGAUGCAGACUGGCUACCCUGGGCAUGUCAGUGCUCCAGACUUCACUGUUGAGAAUCCCUGGGACGAGGAGUUGAUUCUCAAACUUUUAUCCGGGCUUUCUAAGCCAGUGAGUUCCUAUCCAAAUAUCUAUGAGUGGCAGUGUAAACUUCCAGCCAUCAAGCCCAAGACUGAAUUUCAAUUGGGUUCUCUGGUGGUCUAUAUUGAUCACCUUCUUGGAGAAGGGGCUUUUGCCCAAGUCUAUGAAGUUACCCACGGGGAUGUGAACGAUAACAAAAACAAACAGAAAUUUGUUCUGAAGGUCCAGAAGCCUGCCAACCCCUGGGAAUUCUACAUUGGGACCCAGCUCAUGGAGAGACUAAAGCCAAGUAUGCGGCACAUGUUUAUCAAAUUCUAUUCUGCCCACCUGUUCCAGAAUGGCAGUGUGUUAGUAGGAGAUCUCUACAGCUACGGGACAUUAUUGAAUGCCAUUAACCUCUAUAAAAAUACCCCUGAGAAAGUGAUGCCUCAAGCUCUAGUCCUCACUUUUGCCAUCAGGAUGCUCUGCAUGAUUGAACAAGUCCAUGACUGUGAAAUCAUCCAUGGAGACAUCAAGCCAGACAACUUCAUACUUGGAAACAGAUUUUUGGAACAGGACGGUGAGGAUGAUGGCUUGGCACUGAUUGACCUGGGUCAGAGUAUAGACAUGAAACUUUUUCCAAAAGGAACUGCAUUUACGGGAAAGUGUGAAACAUCUGGUUUUCAGUGUGUUGAGAUGCUCAGUAACAGGCCCUGGAACUACCAGAUUGAUUACUUUGGAGUUGCUGCGACAGUGUACUGCAUGCUUUUUGGCACGUACAUGAAAGUGAAAAAUGAAGGAGGGGUCUGGAAGCCUGAAGGUCUAUUUAGAAGGCUUCCUCACUUGGAUAUGUGGAAUGAAUUUUUUCACAUAAUGUUGAAUAUACCAGAUUGUCAUCAUCUCCCACCUUUGGAUUUAAUAAGGCAGAAGCUAAAGCAAGUAUUUCAAGAACACUAUGCAAACAAGAUUAAGACCCUACGUAAUAGGCUAAUUGUACUACUCUUGGAAUAUAAGCGUUCUCGAAAAUAAAAUAUGGACACUUCCUAAAACUCACUCUGUAAAUGCUGGCCUGCUCAAGUUGGACCUUGAUGUUUCCACAUUUAUUAUUUAUGUAAAUGUUUCUUAAAAAUAAAGUCCACAAAGUAGAUCCA
This is a messenger RNA of Sus scrofa (pig), 3487 nucleotides long. The record is from RefSeq and is a predicted model, not a curated record. NCBI's taxonomy places the organism in Eukaryota, Metazoa, Chordata, Mammalia, Artiodactyla, Suidae.